Messenger RNA from Pomacea canaliculata, 1648 nucleotides. RefSeq names its product nuclear-interacting partner of ALK-like. Gene Ontology annotation, cellular component: nucleus. Lineage: Eukaryota; Metazoa; Mollusca; Gastropoda; Architaenioglossa; Ampullariidae. The record is from RefSeq and is a predicted model, not a curated record. Bases 35 to 1345 code for a protein of 436 amino acids. Gene Ontology annotation, molecular function: zinc ion binding. The transcript has 9 exons.
UAUUUUACGAAACUAUUAUGGUAGUGUAUCAAAAAUGGCGGCUUCGUCAGUGACACCCCAGCGAGUGAAAGAUAUUUUGUCAUCUUUCUUGUUCCAAAAAGAGAAUCAUAUAGAUAAUUCCAUAUGUGAAGAUUUAGUAAACACAUCCUCAACUACAGGCCUAAAUGAUACUAUCACAGACGCCGCAUCUCCUGUGCUGUCUGAUGCACCCUCCAUUAGCAGAAGCUAUAACAGUUUUAUUAAGCGUGUAGAAACCUUCUCACCAUUACAAUGGUUUGCUAAACCAGUAGAGCUGUCUCCCAUGGUCUGUGCACGCUAUGGGUGGGAGAAUGCGGAUUUUGACAUGCUUUAUUGCAAGGCCUGCAAAGCCAACCUCUGUGGAAGUCUUCCUUCCAAAAGUGACUCAUCUGCAUACAGAAAGGCUUGCAAGACCUUGGUGACAAAGUUGCUUACAGCACAUGAAAAGUUUUGCCCUAUAUCAGUAAACCCUUGCCCAGAAUCCUAUUUGAGGAUAGAUUUGGAUGACCAUGAAGGUCUGCAUCAGGAUUUUCUGCAACGUUUGAACAGUUUGCAUCAGAGUCAGCACUUUUUGCCUGAAUUAGACUAUGGACCUUUGCAGAUUUGGGGUUUUCACAAGCAUCAUGCUGCCAAGUUUAUUGAGGAGAAGAUGACUGAAAGGGACACAUUAACUCAAGCUGUCGCAUUAAGUUUUACAGGAUGGACUGUUCGUCAGGACCGUGAUCAAAUACUCACAUGCACCAAGUGUCAGCGGCAGAUAGGACUGUGGAAUUACAAGCAAAAUUCUAAUAGCAGCAUGAACAAUAUCACACGUCAGCUACUACCCUCAGAUAUUGAUGGGUCAGGUGAUUGUGCGCCAUCUUCCAAACUCCGUAAAAUUGAGAUGCAGGACCGACUGGAUCCUAUUGGAAGUCACCACCUAUGGUGCCCCUGGACUGCUCUUCGCAGGCUAACAGACAAUACUUUGAACACCUCCAUCAGCUCACUUGAUGAGUCCCAGUCCCCACCACCAGCCAUCCCAGUAUCUCACAGCUUGUCACCCUCUGCAGGUUCACUACCUAGUUCAGCCUUGCAGCCCUCUCAUGAAGAAGAUGCAGUGGUGAGCCCUCCAAACAAUAGGUCUCCUGCUGGAGGUGAUGAAGAUCAGCAUUUACCUGCCUGGGUUCUUGGUGUGCACAUCAUCACUCCUGGCUUGCUGAGCAAGUCCCAUCGCCUGUCUCAGGAGAUUAAACAAGGAACCAUGGUGGAAGGUCUCCGGUGCAUUCGUAAAGUGCUUAGCAUGUGGUCACCUCCCACAAAAAAAACUUCACAGGAAUUGUCGGAAUAGCAUUAGCAAAAGAGCAUACAUCUUUGAUGAAGAUCAUGUUGUUAUUUGAGGCGUUACAACCAGUCAAGAGAUUUCAAAACCAAUGUCAUAAACGCAAACAUAUUUCUGGAAUUGUGUUACAUACAUACGAACACUAUGGUAUCCAAUACAUAAUAAAUGUCCAUGUUUAUUUUUGUAAGUUUGACGAAGACAUUACAAAAUUGUAAACAAAUUGCUUAAAUGAGAGCAUAAAGGAUGAACAGUCUACUGAUAGCAAAUUUCAGAGAAAAUUCUUGCUAUUAAAAAACUGAUAUUACACGAAAA